AUGUCGAUCCGCAGCUGUCAAUAUCAGCCUGCGUCUAGCUUGAUCAUGGCCCUUCUCAUGCCGGGCCCUAGCCACGCAUCAUCGAGCGGCAAGCCGCGUUGGCCCGGCCUUCGCAACUGGCUACGCUCCCUCCCUUCGCGCAUCGCCAGUUCACGCAUCGCCAAGAGCUUCACCGGGGAACAGCCGAGCGAGAAGCCCACCUCAGCAACAACGGAGUCAGAAUCAGCAGCAGCAGCAGCAGCAGCAACGGGAGGAGAAGGAACAGAAGCAGCAAGCAGCCCCAAGCAAAGAUGGUACGGACCGAACCGGUUACCGCUGCUGUCCAGGCGGGAGAAGACGGCCACGAUGCACUCGUAUGUGAACCGCCCCCAGCGCCACUUCCGCCUCACCCGCCGUCCCACCCGCGCGUCCCUCUCCGCGCCGCCCCCGACCCCCAAGCGCUCCAUAUGCGAGCUCCUCGGGCACCUCCUCUGCCAGCGCGGGCGCCGCGCCUGCGGACGCGUCACCCUGGCCACCAUCAGGCGGCUCACCCCCUCGGAGCGCGCGUACGUCGCCUCGGCGGGCGCGCACGCGGCCAAGCGCAAGGACGAGAUGGCGCGGGACCUGAGCGGGCUGAGCGCCCAGAUCGCGGCCGUGGAGCGCAAGCUCGACCUCUACGAGCGGGUGCGCAACGGGCUGCUCUUCCGCCGGGCGCAGCUCAACGACGCCGAGACGGAGCGCCUGCUGAGGGUGCGCACCGAGGCCUCGCAGCUCCAGGCCCAGCUGAGGGCGCUGGAAUGGCGCAAGGACAUGGUCGGGGAGGACGUGCUGGAGGCCCAGGACCUGGUGACCUUUGCGAGGAGGGUUGCGGCGUAUACACCCUCCUCCCGGCGAUGA
Purpureocillium takamizusanense is the source of this 876-nucleotide messenger RNA. RefSeq lists its product as uncharacterized. The transcript is spliced from 2 exons. The record is from RefSeq and is a predicted model, not a curated record. Lineage: Eukaryota; Fungi; Ascomycota; Sordariomycetes; Hypocreales; Ophiocordycipitaceae. The coding region runs from base 1 to 876 and encodes 291 amino acids.